This is a messenger RNA of Gekko japonicus, 2164 nucleotides long. It is a transcript of the gene TOGARAM2, whose product is annotated as family with sequence similarity 179 member A. Lineage: Eukaryota; Metazoa; Chordata; Lepidosauria; Squamata; Gekkonidae. Gene Ontology annotation, molecular function: microtubule binding. Gene Ontology annotation, cellular component: cytoplasmic microtubule; cilium. The record is from RefSeq and is a predicted model, not a curated record. Gene Ontology annotation, biological process: microtubule cytoskeleton organization.
GUCAGGGCCAGUGAACAGUGCUGAGGAGAACUCCCUCAAUGUUCCAGGCUCAGCUGACUCCUGUGGUCCCAAAGACCUUUCCCUGAGACCAUCCGUUUCCAGAUCAGCUUCUCAAAGACCGCUAAACACUUUUAAGCCCAUACCUCCUAUUCAGAGCAUCCCUACCCUCCCAGAGGUAGCAGAUGAAAGAGAGCAUCGGGUGCUGGAAAAUGGCAUGGGCCCCUUGGAAACUGGAGGGGAUCAUCUGAAAUCAGAAGCAGCCCCUCAACAGGUUGCUGGGCCUCCUGAAGCCUUACCGCCUUUAAAUACCCACCCUCUCAGUCGGGGGCUGUUCGAGGAAGGUGGCCAGCUCUCCAGUUCUCACCUUUUAAAAGAAGAUGAGUGGAAGGAACGUAAUGAAAGGGUUCAUGUGACCAUAUCCAAAUCUGCUCAGGAGAAAAUGCGUCAGAAGCAGCUAAGAGAGAUAGAACUUUUGCGGAAAGAAAAAGAAAAGGAGAGAGAAAAAGAAAAAUCUAUGAAGCCUCAAGACCAGCUACGGAGAACUACUCAGGAAGCUUCUGGGUCACUUAACAGCAUUGAGGCCACCAUCCCUGUUACAUUCAGCCAGACCAAUUCAUCUGGAGCUCCUGUUGGAAAAGCCUUAAAGAAAAGGGUGAACAAACCCCUUCUGCCUAGCAUCAACCAUGGCAGUAGUUUCCUGAAACAUGCUUCAGGUGAGGCAUGAAACUCUCAUGCUCGGAAUUCUCCAGAAUGGGAAGACGACUUUGUAAAAAGAGAAGUCUCAGAAGUCCGUCCCUUGUCUCAUCCAGAUCAGGGGCUGGUUGCUGCUUUGAAGUGGCUCAACAGUAAUGACUGGGAGCUGAAGGAGAAAGGACUCUUCAUCAUCAGAUGCCUGGCAAACUGUCAUUCAGAAAUUCUUCUGUGUAGGCUUCAUGAUGUUUCCCUGGCAGUUACGAAAGAGGUUAGUAACCUCCGGUCAAAAGUGUCUCAGUUUGCUAUCGGGAGCAUCACUGAACUCUUCAAGACCUUGAAGAAGCACAUGGAUCAUGAGGUUGAAGAGAUUGUUCAAGUCCUUCUCCAGAAGAUGGGGGAUUCUAGUGAAUUCAUCCAGAAAGCGGCUAACCAAUCCUUAGGAGUCAUAGCACAAAGUGUGACUCCUUCACGAGCAUUUGCAGCUCUCAUGGCCAAUGGAGUGAACCAUCGCAAUGCCCUUAUUCGAAAAUGUGCUGCUGAACACUUAUUCACCGUUAUGGAACAGAUCGGGGCUAAGAAGCUGCUUUCAGGCAGCCGAGGGAGUGUGGAUACACUGGUGCAGACCCUGGUCAAACUGGCUCAGGACUGCAAUCAAGACACAAGGUUUUAUGGCCGGAAGAUGCUGAACGUACUUAUGUCCCAUUCAAAAUUUAAUGGGUACUUGAAGCAGUGUCCACCAUCACAUGACUUGAGUUAUGUCAUGGCCACAAUUAAGCAGAAAAGGACAGAAGACCAGUCAUCCCAAGCACCUUCAGCCAAAAAUCAGAGAGGGUCAAAAAGCAGUAGUUUGACCCUGGACAACAUGCCUUCAGAUGACGGGUCUGUCUCCAGCGCCCUAACCCUGCCACAACCCAUGGCUCGCCGCUCAUCCCUUUGCAGUGUGGAAGUAAUGGAACAACUCAAAGAGCUGAGUAAGAUGCUGGUGGCCAAGGAAUUUCAGAUAUGAAUGGAAGGCAUAACAUUGCUGAUGGAGUAUUGUAAGAAAACCCCCCAGCUUGUCUUGUCAAACAUCAUCCAGGUAUGGAGAAUAUUUUCAUGCCAUCCCAGUAGCUUUAACACAGGUUACCCAUUCAAAACUAUUGCCUCCAUGAUCCCAAUCCUUAAAGAUGGUUUAAGAGUCAUGGUCUCUGUAGCGAUUAUAGUCACUGACAACCUAAACUCAAAGAAUUCUGGGAUUUACAGUGCAGCAGUGAAGGUGCUGGACCAAAUGAUCAUUAGUCUAGAUAAAGCUCUGCUGCUUCAAACACUUGCCAGGAGAGUGUGUUUAAUCAGUGGGUAAGCUCUGCAGGAUAUCACAGACCGCCGCUUCGUCUACGGCUAUGUCCUCCGCUACCGACACAUCGGCCCCGAAACAAUCGACGUCGAGGGCCAAAUCCAUUUCCGAUACCGAGAGAUCGAAAUCGAAAUCUAA